Molecule: messenger RNA, 714 nt
Organism: Cylindrotheca closterium
Lineage: Eukaryota; Bacillariophyta; Bacillariophyceae; Bacillariales; Bacillariaceae
Source: the annotation of a GenBank genome assembly
AUGGGGCAUGGGUUGUUGACCCAAAUGACAACUCACUUGACUGUGUAUGUUUACAACAUGAACAUGCAAUCGCUUCUCACUCUUUUCACUCUCUUUUGUGUCCUAGUCACAAGCUGGGCUCAACCCACAAAAGACUUAGAAGGCCGCCUGGAAUUCGGUGAUAAGACCCCUUUCAAUGUCACAACAAGAAUAACCUUGAAUAAUGGAGAAUUCAGCACCUAUUCGAAAAUCGAUGGAAGCUUUACCAUAUACGAUGUGCCCCCAGGAAUUCAUCAAUUGGACAUUCACUCCACAAACUAUCACUUUGGACAGAUCAAGAUUCAAUUGCUGGAAGAUUCUAUGGAUUCUCCCAACUGUUUAGAAUAUGCCUUUCCAGGAGCUACCAAGCAAAUCAUUAGCUACCCCUUGGUAAUGUAUCCAUAUGCAACCUACCAAUACUUUGAACCCCAAAAGGGAUUCUCCAUUUUGCGAUUGCUCAAGAGUCCCAUGGUUCUCAUGAUGAUCUUUGGUGGUUUCAUGAUGUACGUCAUGCCCAUGAUGAUGGAAGGAUUGGAUCCUGAAGAAAAGGCAGCCAUGAAGAAGCAAAUGGAAGCUCAACAGGAUCCGACCAAAAUGUUUUCGCAAAUGUUGGGAGGCCUUACCGGAGCUCCAGAGGAGGAAGACACCGGCAAGUCUCGAAAAGAGCGACGCAAACUUAGAAGCAAGAAACAAUAG